GUGCUUGCUCUUAUUCCCUUAACAAAGACUAGUUCUUAGUGACACUUAACCCAAUUUCAUCAAUGACAUUAUUCUCCUUCUCCUUUAUUGGUCCCUUUCUCUCCACCUUAAUUUUUUGCUUCAUUGCUCUUUCCUACUCUGCAUCUCUGGGAGCUGAAGAAUGGGGCUCACCACCUAUUAGACCCAUCUCUUCUCUAAUUAGAAAAAAGCUUUUUCACUCCAUUUUCCUCCACAAAGAUGACAGUGCAUGCCCUGCAAAGAACUUCUACUCCUACAAGUCCUUCAUCCAUGCAUCCAAACACUUCCCUAAAUUCGGCACCACAGGUUCUUUAGCCACGCGCAAGCGUGAAAUCGCUGCAUUCCUAGCUCAGAUUUCCCAUGAAACCACAGGUGGCUGGGCCACUGCACCUGAUGGCCCAUAUGCUUGGGGCUUGUGCUUCAAGGAAGAAAUCAAUCCUCAGAGCAACUACUGUGAUGCUAGUAACAAAGAAUGGCCUUGCUACCCUGGCAAAAGUUACAAAGGAAGAGGACCAAUUCAACUUUCUUGGAAUUUCAACUAUGGGCCAGCAGGGAAGGCUUUAGGAUUUGAUGGGCUGAGGAACCCUGAGAUUGUGUCUAACAAUUCUGUGAUUGCCUUCAAAACUGCUCUGUGGUUUUGGAUGACAGAGAGAAAGCCAAUACCUUCUUGCCACAAUGUGAUGGUUGGAAAAUAUGUGCCAACAGAAGGUGACAUAGCAGCUAACAGAACAGAAGGUUAUGGCUUGGUGACUAACAUAAUCAAUGGUGGACUUGAAUGUGGAAUUCCCGGUGAUGCAAGAGUGGAUGAUAGGAUUGGAUUUUUCAAAAGAUAUGCCAAGUUAUUCAAUGUGGACACUGGACCUAACUUGGAUUGUGCAUAUCAAAAAUCCUUUUAAUUUUUUCCUUGGUUUUAGUUGUGUAUUUUUCUCUUUCUUUCUUUUGUGGGUUCUUUUCUCUAGCCAAACUUCAAAUCAAUAGCAUGCACCUGCUUCGUGGUAUUUUCUGUCUGUAGUUUAUCCUUAGAAACUGAUGAAUGAAAAGUUUUAUAUUAGAGAGCGAUGUCAUUCUAUUGUCGAUUUCAAAUAUCAUAUAUGAUAAAUUGAUUUACAUUUGUCA
This is a messenger RNA of Lotus japonicus, 1134 nucleotides long. Its product is annotated as chitinase 10-like. Gene Ontology annotation, biological process: chitin catabolic process; cell wall macromolecule catabolic process; carbohydrate metabolic process. Gene Ontology annotation, molecular function: chitinase activity. Lineage: Eukaryota; Viridiplantae; Streptophyta; Magnoliopsida; Fabales; Fabaceae. The record is from RefSeq and is a predicted model, not a curated record. The transcript has 2 exons. The coding region runs from base 63 to 914 and encodes 283 amino acids.